GCAAGCUUACUGUGUGAGAGGAGAGAAGUUGUCGACGUGUUCCCUCGACAGCUGCCACCACUAUAAGAUCCGGUUCACACGAGUCUCCUCACUUGUCUCCCCUUGAUCUUCUUUUUACACUUUUAUAAGAGCUUUCUGAAAACUGUGCAUGGCACUAUCACCAAAUUUCUUCUUCUUCGUUCACUUUUCUUUAUUGCAUUAUACCGUAAUUGAUCUUAGUUAAUUGAUUAUUCGUUGAUAAUUUCAUCAUUUUAUUGGCAAUAGCUGGUAAUAGUGUUACGAGAUGGAUGAUGAAAUAACCUUUCAUUUGCAGAACUGAAAGAGCCACCUCAUGCGCGAACUUUUUGCCAGAGAAGCACUUAUCAAGGACGUUCAAUUUGCAAUACACUCGUAUGGUGACAGUGUUGGUGUAAGUCGGUAAACAGGAAAACACUGUGCGCAUUCAUUCCUCUCUACUGACCCACAUUCGCAGAAGUCGCUAUCUUUUCUUCUGCUUCUCUUCUCUACCCUCGAACAAUCAGCUAUAAGUCAAGCCAGCCACGGCUCGUUGAUCUGUCGUUUCUCCUUGCUCAGGAUCGUACGAAUCACUUUUUUCACCUUGCAUUUAUCUUUGUUCGAAGAAAAAAGUGGUACCUAUCAAUAAUUCAUUUCUCCAGUCGCUGUUUUAUCGACUGGUUAUUUUCAGGUAAGAAAGCUGUUUUAGUUUCGUAACGUCAUGUAAGUAUGUAAUUAAGUAAGAGUAAAUAACUGGAUAAAAUAUUAAAUAUAAAAUUUAAGACACUAGAACUAUUUUUAGAGAAUAUACUUAAAUUUAUUUUUUUAUACAAAAUUAUUAAAAAAAGAAAGUGAUUAUAUUUGAUCCGCAGCAGUUGUUGUCCAACAAUAACAAGUAAGUAGAUAAGAUAUUAAAUAAAAGAUUUAAGGCCCUAGAAUUAUUUUUAAAAAAUACAUAAUUGAAUUUGUUAGAUAUACUUAUUAGAAAAUUUAGAGAAAGAGGAAUGAUUAGAUUUGGAAAAAAGUAAUUUUGAUGUUUUUGCAGCAUCUUAACUAGAAUUUUUUCUUUCAGAGAUCCUUAUAAGUGGCGACGCGACGCAACGUCACUGGAUCAUUCGUCUGCACGUCAACUUUCUUCCGUUUCAUUUUUGUCGACGUUCAGUCACUAUUUUCGACUAAUUUACUAAUUCGAAUCGGAACUAGCGGGAUCCCCGUCGACGUUCGAUUCAAAGAAAUACAUUUGUACGGAUGUUAGGAAACAUCAAAGCACGUCACAUUGUCGGACGUCCCUCUGAAUGUGUUUCUUCUUUUACACUUGAGGAAAGUAAAGUGAAACCAACGUAAAGUGAAACCUUUCAGUAGAGAAGUAACUAUAAUAAGAAAAGUGAAAAGAAUUAGAAAUUGAGAAAGAGUUACCAGAAAUAUAUUUUUUAACCUCUCUGAUUUUGAUAUUGCAGAAUUUAUAUCAUAAUUUAAUAUUUCAGAAUUUUAAUAUGCCUAUUUUAAUGUUGCAUGAAGAAGAUAUUUGAUAAAAUUGUAACAAGGUUGGUCACUGAAUGUAAGAAGUAAAAUCAAGAGGAAAAAAAAGGAAGCAGUAGUCGGGUCGAAUUUCGGGGACCGUCAUUUCAUUGUUUUUUCUCCUUUUCUGCUGAAAGAUGAUCGAUUUGUGACGGUCAGGUCGAAAGAAAACGUGGAAAAGGUCAGAACGUAGAAAAGAUCAUACAUGGAGCUCAGGUCAAUGUCGAGACGAUCACCACCUUACACGCAUAACGAACAAAGGUUCAUGAACUCGCAGAAUGCCUGCACAACAAAGAAACAAAAUGGUUUAAGUAAAACCAAAGUAGAGGAGGAGGACAAUUCACCAACAGUGAUAGUUAGAGAUGUACGUGUCUUUCCAAAAUGUAAAUACUUUGUCUACUCUAUCUGUGGGCUCCUGAUAUGCUUCCUCUGUAUUGUUUGGAUCAGCCUCGUGUUCCCUUAUCCUAUGCAUGCUUCUUGUAUUGUAAAAUGGAAGUUUGGUGAUCCAUGCAAGUAUGUUAUGCAGAAAUUUAGGAGUCAGAUACUUAAUUGGUCGUCCUGCGUGAAUUGUGGCCCACGUGGUGGUAGAUGUCUAUAUACACUCAAGGAACCAAAACCAAGUGAAAGUAACAUAAUUAAAGCUAUUCAUCUUGCUCCAAAUUUGAAGAUUACGGAAACCAUCAAAAUUGAUUUUGAUGAAAUUAACAAAACUUGCGUAGCAACGGGAGAAUCCGUGUCAAAUGAAUGGUUCAGGAUUUUCGAUUAUGGCACAAAUUACUGCAAUUUGCAUAAUUUAGUAACCGAGAUUGGUUUUGAUAAAAGUUCGAAGUUUUUGGAAUUGACAAGCAAUGCAGUUUGCACGCAAUACAAUAUGGCAGUUUGUGACUGAAAAAUAUU
Messenger RNA from Bombus pyrosoma, 2409 nucleotides. RefSeq lists its product as uncharacterized. Lineage: Eukaryota; Metazoa; Arthropoda; Insecta; Hymenoptera; Apidae. Bases 1718 to 2401 code for a protein of 227 amino acids. The record is from RefSeq and is a predicted model, not a curated record. The transcript is spliced from 6 exons.